GUGUCCCGCCCCGCCGUCCCCGGUGUCCCGGCCAUGCUCCGGCUGCUCCCGCCGCUCCUGGCCCGCCUGGCCCGCGCACAGCCCCGCGCUCCCGUGCGGCGGCUGCGGCGGGGCGGGGGGCCGGCGGUGGCAGGCGGCGGGGAGGAGGAGGAGCGCUUCGUGUUCCUCGAGUAUGAGCCGGACCCGGCUGAGGCGGCGGCGGCGCCGCGGCGGGAGCGGGAGCGGGAGCGGGAGCAGGAGCAGGAGCCGCGGCGGGAGCGGGAGCCGCGGCGGGAACGGGAGCCGGCCAGGCAGCGGCGGCUUCGGGGCACAGCGGCGGGGAUCCCGGGCGUGCCCGACCCGUCGGUGCCGCUGAGCGGCGUGAGCUGCUCGGGCUGCGGGGCCGAGCUGCAGUGCGCGGACGGCGGCGCGCCGGGGUUCAUGCCGGCCGAGAAGUACCGCAGCCUGCUGUCGGAGGGCGCGGCGGGGCUGCGCGGCGCCGUGUGCCAGCGGUGCUGGGCGCUGGCGCACUACGGGCGCGCCCUGCGGCUGCAGCUGCCGCCCGACGAGCACCGGCGGGUGGUGAGCGAGGCGCUGCGCCGGCCGCCCCGCCACGGCCGCGGGCCGCUGCUGCUCUACGUGCUUGACGUGCUGGAGCUGCCCGACCCGGUGCUGCCGCAGGUGCCGGCGCUGCUGGGCCCCGGCGUGCCCGCCUCGGGCGUGCUGGUGGUGGGCAACAAGGUGGACCUGCUGCCCGCGGACGCCCCCGGGCACCUGGGGAGGCUGCGGAAGAGGGUGGCGGAGGCCUGCGCCCGGGCCGGGCUGGCGGGCGCCGCGCUGGUGGAUAUCCGGCUGGUGAGCGCCAAGACGGGCUUCGGCAUGGAGGGGCUGGUCAGCCGUCUGCACCGCUCCUGGAAGUGCGCCGGGGACGUGUAUCUGCUGGGCGCCACCAACUCCGGCAAGUCCACGCUCUUCAACACCCUGCUGCGCUCCGACUACUGCAAGUCCCGCGCCCCGGACAUCGUCGACAGGGCCACUGUGUCCCCCUGGCCAGGAACAACACUGAACCUGUUGAAAUUUCCUAUUAUUAAUCCUACAUGUGACAGAAUAUUCCGAAGGCAGGAGAGGCUGAAAGAGGAGGCAACAAAAACAGAAGAUGAGUUAAGCAGUGAAGAAAAAAAGUACCUUAAUCACCUUAAAAAGCAAGGCUACCUGGUGGGAAGAGUUGGAAGAACAUUUCAACAGCAGAAGGCUAGCCCUGUGGUUGAAUUUGAUCCUGACAUGCUCUCCUACAGCAUGGAUGAAGAUCCCAAACAUUCCCCUAAGAAGCGUGAGAAAAGGGAGGAGUUCACACACAAUGAAGUGAAGGAUGCUCGCUGGUGUUUCGACACUCCAGGAAUUGUAAAGGAAGACUGUGUUUUGAAUCUCCUAACAGAGAAAGAAGUAAAGCUGGUUUUGCCAACAGUUGCCAUUGUUCCACGGACCUUCAUUCUCAAGCCAGGAACGACCUUGUUUUUAGCAGCCUUGGGACGUAUAGACUACUUACAGGGAGAAAAGUCUGCCUGGUUUUCUGUCGUGGCUUCUAACCUGUUGCCAGUCCACAUCACUACCCUGAGUAACGCAGAUGCCAUCUACGAGAAGCACGCUGGCCGAGAGUUACUAAAGGUUCCCAUGGGUGGGGAAGAGCGAAUGAAAGAGUUCCCCCCACUUGUCCCUCAGGACAUUACACUGAAAGGAAUUGGUACCACUGAGGCAGUUGCAGAUAUCAAGCUUUCCUCUGCAGGAUGGGUGGCAGUGACAGCUCAUGCAGAAGAGGAAUUGCUACUCCGAGCUUAUACUCCCAAGGGCACCGCGUUGGUGGUGCGGGAGCCUCCCCUUUUGCCUUACAUCAGUUCCAUCCGAGGGUCCCGGAUCGCAGGCACCGCUGCCUACAGGACCAAAAAGCCUCCCUCCCUUGUGGAAAACCUGAAAACCACGGGGAGCAGAUAGCACUUCUUGUCAUCUGAACAAGGCAGAAGACAGAACAGCCUCUGGAGAACCUUGUUGCUUAUUGAUAUUCAGAAGACCUUGGACUCCUUUUAAAAGGCAGACAGGCAUGUUUUGGAAAGCAGGUGUAGGGGGAGCUCCAUAAGUUCAUACCUGAUGCAGUUGCUGAACUGCAGCCAUUUUGAAUGAGCUGAGUGGCUGGUACCUUGCUGUGAGAGGUGAAACAGCUUCUCCCUGGGAUCUGCCAGUAUCUAUGAGCAAAUCCCUUUACCUGUCCCCUCUUGAAAUACAGGAUGGAAACUCACCUGCCUGACCUGGGCUGGCUCCACUGCUUGUAGAGUAGACAGCUUGUUGCAGACACGCUCCUUCAGGUCAGAAAUUGUCACCUUGUUCUUGGGGGCUUUACAGUGUUUCCACAGUUACCGAGGUGGAGGGAAUUGGAAAGAACGGGGAAUGCCCUGUCAUGGUUGUGACUCUCCUCAUUGUGGUGGCUGAUACUGAUUCAACAUCGACCUUUCACUCCUUCAGAAUCUGAGGCAGAUGAAGAUGUGCAGCGCCCUGCUUUUGGACACAGGAGAGGUGAAUCAAUGAAAAACAGGUCUGCAGAUGUGCGUGAAGAGGAAACUUACAACUCACUGCUUUGAUUUGAUUUCUGCAGAUUGUGUAAAGUUUUUGAAACUGAGGGUGUAAAAUAAAACUUUUCAAAUACA
Pseudopipra pipra is the source of this 2675-nucleotide messenger RNA. It is a transcript of the gene NOA1, whose product is annotated as nitric oxide associated 1. Lineage: Eukaryota; Metazoa; Chordata; Aves; Passeriformes; Pipridae. Gene Ontology annotation, molecular function: GTP binding. The coding region runs from base 34 to 1968 and encodes 644 amino acids. The record is from RefSeq and is a predicted model, not a curated record. The transcript has 7 exons.